Messenger RNA from Tachysurus fulvidraco (yellow catfish), 2259 nucleotides. It is a transcript of the gene chchd3b, whose product is annotated as coiled-coil-helix-coiled-coil-helix domain containing 3b. Lineage: Eukaryota; Metazoa; Chordata; Actinopteri; Siluriformes; Bagridae. The transcript has 9 exons. The coding region runs from base 268 to 2007 and encodes 579 amino acids. Gene Ontology annotation, biological process: inner mitochondrial membrane organization. Gene Ontology annotation, cellular component: mitochondrion; MICOS complex. The record is from RefSeq and is a predicted model, not a curated record.
CUAUGGUGGUCUGGAUCUGUAGUCAAUUUAUUGACUAGUCUGACCAAUAGGAAGCGCUGUUGCUAGGGAAGCGCUGUUGCUAAGGAAGCGCUGUUGCUAGGAGCUCCGUGUCGCUGUCCAAUGGAAAGCAUCAUUCUUGGAACAGAAGAGGAGGAGGACAUGGUUGGAUGUUGGAACAUCUGAAUGGGUUUCGGCUGCAAAAACUACAAGUUAGUCCUCAAUCUGUGGCUUUAAUUAAUGUGAUUUACGGCGUGUGUCCUGAUAGAGAUGGGGGGCAGCAGCAGCUCCGUACACAUCACGUUGGAGCCUGAGGACGCAGAAGGGGUCGUGUUUGUGAAGGGCAUUCGGCUGACUGGUAGAGUGAUUGAUCGCAUGAAGGAGCCUGCACCAGUCCAGUGUUCUCAGUCCAAAAGCUCAAAAUGUCCUCCAGAAGAUCAGCUCUUAACCCCUCAGAGUGAGACACUUCCCCCUACUGAGCUUUUGGCACCAAAACUGCCCCAACCACCUUCUUAUGCAAGUGCACUUGUACCACCACCACUUCUGCAGGAGUCUGUCAGUCCACUAGUGUUAGUGGGUCAGGAGACUCCAACACCACCUACAUCCACACCUGUUGUUGAAACAGUUCCCUCUGUCACUCAUACUGCACCUGAGUCUGUGCCUGCUCCUGUGCCUUCAGUUCAAGAACAUGUAGAUAUAUCCAUGUCCACUGAAUCUGUACCUCCAGCUCCACCUGCUGAACCCUCACCAGAAAGCACAUCUCCAUUAAAUCUCACUGAACCUGUUCCUGUAGUAUUUUUACCUUCUGCUGAAACUGUGGACAUUUCUCCACCUCCGCCUCCAUUUACUGAUACUAUGCAUUCUCCUUCACCUAUUGACCCAAUACCUAUACCUGUGGAAGCCCAAACAAUUCCAUUAACUAAUGAUGUGCUCACAGCUCCACCUGUUGAAGUCAUACACAUUCCUCCAGUUGUUGAUACUAUUAACAUACCUGUCGAAUCAUCUGUAUCUAUACCUACUCUGACCCUAGAUGCAACUACUCCAGAUGAACAAAUAGAGCUGCCUACAACACCUACCUCUGAGCCAGUAGCUAAGAAUGAAUUGCCACUUUUUCCUGUUACACCACUCACAUCUCCUACUGAAUCAGUGGAAAUUUCAACAAACAUUACACCUGCACCUGUAAAGCCCAGUGAUUUGUCCAGCAACCUGGAGGAUCUGCUUCCUCCUCCACCCUCUCCUGCUCUAGCUGUGAAGAGUGAAGUUCCCUCAGUGGGGCAGCUUGAAUGCCCUUCUAAUAAAAAUACCCCAGUUCCAACACUUGUUUUUGAGCCAGCCAUUCCACCAGUGCUGCCUUCUCUAACUGAAACAAUUAGUUCCCAACAGGCUGUGGGGCAACAAUUAUGUUGUCUCUUGUAUUUAGUAAAUGAGAAAGACCUGAGGAAGCAUAUCAGAGAUGAACUGCAGAAACACCUUCAAGAAGAGAUAAAGAUGGCAAAGCUAAACAUCCAUAAGCAGUUGGAGAAGGAGAAAGCUAAGGCUGAGGCAGAAGCUCGGGCCAAAGCUCAGCAGCAGAUCCAGGAAGAGGUUCAGAAGAUCCUGGAGAAGGAACAGCUAGUCCUUCAGCAGACUCUAAAAGAUGCUAUUAUUCAGGAUGCGCAGCUUGCAAGCCAGUAUUAUUGGAUUGAAAGGAAGAUUAAGAAGCUGGAAAAGAAGGAGAUAGACCUGGCAAAACGGGACUUGAUGUACAAAGAACAGAUUGCCCAGCUUGAGGAGAAGACUGCAAAGUUAACCAGAUUCACGGCAAUCAGCUUCAAAAAGGGUCUGGAGGAAACUCAGAAACGUUUCAAGAGGUGCCAGAUGAAGCCAGUUUGCUUAGAGCUACAGAGCAAGAUUUUGAAAUGUUAUUUGCAAAAUACUGGCCAGACUCUUACAUGCUCCAAUAUUGCCUCGCUGUAUGUGAAGUGUGUAAACAAUGCUAAACAGAAUAAGAAGGUGAGCACAGGGGGUUAAACCUAUUUCCAGGAUGAACAUUACUCUUAUGGUAGAAGAAACAACCCGGCAGAGAGGACACAAGCAUUACAAGCAAGUUAAUGCAGCUGUGCACCUUGCCUUCAUUCUAACUGUGUUAUUACUAUAAUUAGAAUGCAAAGCAUGGAGUUCAUAAACAUGCUUCUAGAAUGAUUUAGUGCAGUUCACAUAAUAUAUUCUAACCCACCAUCAGUGGGUGCUUGACAAAAUAAACACAUGUACAGUUCACGGGAA